UCCAGUCCCACACUCUUGUAGACUGCCCCACACUCCUGUUCGUGUGAGUUGCCCAUGCUCAGGGCAAUCUGGUCUUGUGGAUCUUUUCUGCCUUGAAGUUCUGCCAUCUCUGUGCUGACAGAAGGAGUAGCUUUUGCCUUUAUCCCGCCUCUGCUUUCCUGAGGCUGCUGCAAGCCAAGGCCCAUGCUGGCUCUUUCCCUUUCCAGUGAGAGGCACAAGCCUUGCCUUGCUUGGUCUGGCUGUAACAUGGAGUUUCCAAGGCCAUGCUUUUGCAAGGGUCUCAAGCCCUUCAGGUUGGUGAGACACUGCCCAGCUGAGUGUGACCUGGGAGUCCUGCAGGAACGGGGCAGAAUCCCCACAGGAAUUCCUGAAGAGCUUGCCGGUCCCUGAACUCUCCCUGAUCAGCAACCUCGCUGUUUGUUAAAAAAACCUGCUCCCUGCAGCUGCCUGGGGAGCUCAGUAUUGCAGAAUGGAGAACUAUAAGAAGACCAAAAUUGUGGAGAGACCUUGUCCUCUUCCUUUCACUGACCUGCCCGCUGAUAUUAUUGAAAUGAAGGUGAAGGACGGGAGCAAAAUUAGGAAUCUGAUGGGCUAUGCCAUGAGCAAGAUGGAGCAGGACUCGGUGAGGCAGAUUCUAUUCACUGGCUCAGGCAAGGCCGUCAGCAAGACCAUCACCUGCGUGGAAAUCAUGAAACGAAGGCUGAAGGAGCUGCACCAGAUCACCAAAGUGCUCUUCAGACAGAUCGAAGAAAUCUGGGAGCCCAUUGUGCCUGAGGCAGGCCUCGAUGCCUUGACAGUGAAGAGGAACAUUCCUGCCAUUUGCGUCCUGCUGAGCAAAGAUGCCCUGGAUCCCCAGGAGCCGGGGUACCAGGCCCCAGGAUCUUUCGAUGCCUUCUGGACUGAGACACUGAAAGCAGAAUCGCAGGGCCAGAUGAAGAGGAAGCAGGGCGGAGGCCGGGGAGCUGCCAGCACGGGGAAGCACCCUCGCUCCACCGGGGGAGUGCCGGGCGGGCCCUGAGGCGGCGGCUCCGCGUGGUUCAGGGGAGCUGCAGAAACCAGCCCGGGGCUGCGGCUGCUCAGCUGUUGCUGAACACGGGGCUCACACAGGUCUGAGGGGAGGGCAGGAGGGGCGGACUGUUACAACUGGGCGUGAUCCUGGCUGUCUGAAAAUGGGUUUUGACAAGUUACCGUGCCAGAGGCUGCCGGGCUGUACUCCUUAGGGGAUUGCGGAAGAUGGGAAUUGCCUCUUCUUGAGCAAGAACUGUCAGUGUGCUGUCAGCACACCAACCAACAGUGAGGUUUCAGGUGCCUGGGCGUGCAGCAGCCUGGGCAGUGGGACAGACACGUGUCUGUGUGCCAGGUGCAGGUUGCUCUGACCAGUACAAAGGGGAGACAGGACCUGAUGUGGAAUCCCUGGGAAGCUGCCAGCGCCGCCCUGGCUCAUGAACAUACAGACAGCAGGGCACAGGGCUGGGCCAACCAUUUCUGUGCCUGAAGAGUCCUGCUGAGCCUGUCGGGGGGGUGGAAUGUAGGACUGCCAGGAUGCAGCUCUGUGUGGCAUCAUGUGCAGGUAGCUCCUUGGCUCAGCAGAGCUGGUGGUUGUGGAUCUCUCUCCAAACAGGCAGCAGUCGACUCGUGUUAUAACCAGCCUGAAAUCCUGUGGCUCUGCAGCUGUCCUGGGCGGUGGUAAUGGGAAGCUCCAAAGGAUCCUGUUCGUUCCCCUUUCUGCUCCUUGAUAAUGCACAAAGAUGGUUUUAAAAUAAAGAUGUUAUUCAUGUAA
Messenger RNA from Melospiza melodia melodia, 1780 nucleotides. RefSeq names its product ribonuclease P/MRP subunit p25 like (gene RPP25L). The transcript is spliced from 2 exons. The coding region runs from base 470 to 1018 and encodes 182 amino acids. Gene Ontology annotation, molecular function: RNA binding. The record is from RefSeq and is a predicted model, not a curated record. Gene Ontology annotation, cellular component: ribonuclease MRP complex. NCBI's taxonomy places the organism in Eukaryota, Metazoa, Chordata, Aves, Passeriformes, Passerellidae. Gene Ontology annotation, biological process: tRNA 5'-leader removal.